Molecule: messenger RNA, 1150 nt
Organism: Pseudovirgaria hyperparasitica
Lineage: Eukaryota; Fungi; Ascomycota; Dothideomycetes; Acrospermales; Acrospermaceae
Product: tannase and feruloyl esterase
Exons: 2
Coding region: 37-1149 (370 amino acids)
Source: RefSeq, a predicted model, not a curated record
AACGAGGAGGUGGUCAGGGACUUUGCCUAUCGCGCGAUGCACACGGGCGUGAUCGUGGGAAAGGAGGUGACGGCGGGGCUGUACGGCAAGGCGCACAGCAAGUCCUACUACCUGGGCUGCUCAACCGGCGGACGUCAGGGGUUCAAGGCGGUGCAGGAGUAUGCCGACGACUUUGACGGCGUCGUUGCAGGCGCUCCGGCCCUUGACUUUACCAACCUGAUCAACUGGUCCGGCAGCUUCUACGGCAAGACGGGAGCGCCAAACUCGACGACGUUUCUGUCGACGGAGCAGCGCUUCCUGGUCAACGAGAUGGUGCUGGCGCAGUGCGACGCGCUGGACGGCAGCGUGGACGGGCUGAUUGAGGAUCCGUCGCUGUGCAAUCCCCGACCUGAGGCACUCAUCUGUAGUACCACCACCACCAGCAGCACAGACUGUCUGAGCAGCGCCCAAGUAGCCUCUGUCCGCGACCUCUUCUCGCCUCUCUACGGGCAGAACGGCAGUCUGCUCUACCCACGACUGGAGCCGGGAGCGGAUGCGUUUGCGCCAGGCGGACUCGGCUUGAUCGUCAACGGCAGCCCGUUCCCCUACACGGUGGACUGGUACCGCUACGUCGUCUACAACGACGCAACCUUUGACGCCGGCAAGCUGACAGCCGCCGACUACGCGGCAUGCAACGCAAAGACGCCCUACAUCUCGACGUGGAAGGGCGACCUGACUGCCUUCCAGCAGCGCGGCGGAAAGGUGCUGACCUAUCACGGCACCGUCGACAGUCUCAUCUCGCUCGACAACAGCGCGCGAUACUACGAGCACGUGUCGCGCACGAUGAGCCUGCCGUCCAGCGCGCUCGACCACUUUUACCGCUACUUUCGCAUCUCCGGCAUGGCGCACUGCAGCGGAGGCCCGGGGGCGUGGCAGAUUGGAAACCAGGCGGUUGGCAACGCGACACUCGAGGCCGAGGGCAACGUUCUCAUGGCCAUGGUGCGGUGGGUGGAGGAGGGCGUGGGGCCAGAGACGGUUACGGGGACAAAGUUUGUGAAUGAUAGCAAGGUGCUCGGGGUUGAGUUUCGGCGGCGGCACUGCAGAUAUCCGCAGCGCAAUGUGUUUCAGGGCGGAGAUGCAAAGUCGGCGGACAGCUGGAGGUGCGUGUGAG